AUGACAUCCCAGUCUCACAUAAACCCGACGCCCAACACCAGUGUGGACACUGCCUAUCACAAGACGUGUGUGGGACUUACAGACCUCAUCAAUGGUACUGUGGCGGAGACCGGACGUUGUGACUCGGGUUAUGAUUAUGCUCAACCCAAAUACACGACACUCGUCACCGAGUGGGACUUGGUGUGUGACAAGAGUUACCAAGCGCAGCUGACUCAAACGGUACUUGUGAUUGGUCAGGGAUUUGGGGCUACUUUUUUUACCUCUCUGGCGGAUCGAUUUGGACGGAAGAAGUUGUGCUUGAUCAGCCAGUGGAUUAUGCUGUUCGCCAUUGUCGGUACAACCUUUGCUCCUAGCAUUCUUGUCUUUACACUCAUCCGCUUCGUCUUAGGUGCAGUUCAACAGAAGUUUCAUUUAAAUAGAUUCAUGGACGAAUCUUUGAGAUGGCUGCUGGCGAACGGACGAACUGAAGAAGCCAGGCGUGUUAUAGAUAAGGCGGCCAAGAUGAAUGGAAUUCACCCCGAUGACAUCAAAGAUGUGGCAGAGGAGUGCCUGUCAGAGUCCAUAACACUGCAUUCUUCCCAAAUUAACGAAAACAAACACACUGACAACAGGAACCAAAAAUCCAACUUACUCGAUAUCUUCCGGCACAGGAAACUUCGAAAAACAGCUUUUUUAAUGUGUUUUGCUUGGAUCGUCAAUGCAGGGACAGCAUUCGGCCUCUCCUUGACAGCAGCUAAGAUGUCUGGAGAACGAUUCCUGAACUACUUCCUCAUCUCCGUAGUCAGUCUACCAGCUGGCGUUGCCUCUUAUAUCAUGAUGCAAAGAAUCGGCCGAAGGACGACGUGUAUCGUUAGUCACUUCAUCGCAGGUUCCACCUUAUUGUCUGCAGCUCUUGUCAACACAUACUUGGGUCCCUCCGGCUGGGUGACGGGACUGACAGUGGUCGGUAAGUUCGGCAUCUCCAUGUCCUGGGGAACGCUGUUCCAGUACACACCGGAACUGUAUCCGACCAACCUCAGGAGUGUUGGUCUUGGCAUCGCUUCAUCGUCUUCUCGGAUUGGUGGGAUGCUAGCCCCGUUCGCCACUAUUGUGAUUGAUUAUUACCCCUGGCUUCCCGGCACUAUUUAUGGCACCUGUUGUCUUGGGGUUGGUUUCCUCCUCUUUCUGCUUGAGGAAACCGUGGACAAAGAAUUGCCUCAAACAAUUGAGGAGGUCAACAGCUGGGAUAAGAAGAGAACAACAGAGAGGAGUAUUUAA
Molecule: messenger RNA, 1257 nt
Organism: Liolophura sinensis
Lineage: Eukaryota; Metazoa; Mollusca; Polyplacophora; Chitonida; Chitonidae
Product: organic cation transporter protein-like
Exons: 8
Coding region: 1-1257 (418 amino acids)
Biological process (GO): transmembrane transport
Cellular component (GO): membrane
Molecular function (GO): transmembrane transporter activity
Source: RefSeq, a predicted model, not a curated record